Messenger RNA from Spirometra erinaceieuropaei, 3928 nucleotides. NCBI's taxonomy places the organism in Eukaryota, Metazoa, Platyhelminthes, Cestoda, Diphyllobothriidea, Diphyllobothriidae. The record is from the annotation of a GenBank genome assembly.
AUGGGUCAGAAGGACGAGGAUGACAACCACGCCCACGGUCUGUAUACCCAGCGGGAGCGCCAGCGUAUCUACCGGCAGGGAACCAGGUGCCAGAGAACUGCCAGAGCACACCAAGCUACGAGAGACAUGGUUUGCUGAUCAUGGCAUAGCAGACUCAUGCAGUCCUUAAGGCCCAUGAUCUCACGUACCGGGCUACACACAGUUUCUUCAAAUUGAAUUUAUGUGGCACAUGUGAUAGGGCGGAUUUUAUGUCAUCUCAGCUACUACGCCUGGUCCCGUGCCCUACCCCUGGCAGAUGAAGGCCAAAGAAUGCGGAAGUGGGACCAACUCUGUGCGUACUUUCCUUAUUACUUUAGAAUAUAGUGGGUGGGCUUGCACAAAAUCGCUCUCAUUCUCGUCCCAUAUCUCAACUGUUUCCAUGACAAGGCAGAGUAAAUGUGAUUGAGUACAGGUCUGAGCGCAGUGUUAGACCGAACACCAAGCUUCGGUUUUGGCGUCCCACAAUCGACACAGAUCAGAAUUCAGACACUCGGACCUCACACUGGUGAAAAUUACCCAAGGUCGCGUUAUAGCACCGUGGCAAUUAGAACUUAUGCACAAAGAGCCGAGCUAUCUCACCGGUUAAAAGGCUGCGAAGCCACGUCUUUUUGCACGUCAGAAAUGAGGACUUUCACGACGCUAUAUGUGGUGCGAGAUGCCGUUGACCGCCAUCAUUGUUUUCCUUACUUCCAUUCCUGUUCCCACUUUACUUAAUACUUCUACUAGUAGCAAGACGAGCAUUUUUCCGAUCAGAGCACAUUCCGACUUUGUGGACAUAACGCGGUUUCAGACUGAAGUUCACCUGAUUUUACACAGAUAAUUCCUUAAAGGUGAUGCCGAACCUAAGGGCUUUCUGAUGCAAUGAUUUUACUCCAAGUUUUCCACUAACUUCCAAUAAAAUCGCAAAACUGCAUAACAAUCUUCAUUGUUAGAUAUUAACUAAUUUUAUGCCAGUGAUCUCUUGGUUGACUAAUACGUGAGUGCUGUCGUCACUUGCGACUGAAUACAGUUGGCUGAGUUCCUUACUGUAUUUUGAAAAACAGCGUGUACCCGUCAUUUAUAACUGGUAGCUUACAUACUUGGCUCAACCAAUGGGAUAAAGUUUAUCGAAUAGGUGCACGGAAAAGUGUAACAAUGACUAGCCUAACAGCGCACCGGUUUGUGCACCUGAUAUGGAAAGCCAGACCAGGGCAAAGUGUGUCUCAUUACUAAGAUGUCAUUAAAAACGAAGUAACCGAGGUGAAGCAGCCGUUGCUUCUUAUUAGACAAGAUGCUCUCGCAUUCUGUGCUUGAACCGGAUCUCGAAUAACCUUCUUCCGCUUUUCGGGAAUUUGUUGGUUGAGGGCUGUGCCUUGUGCUAGUCCUUAAAAACAACUGCUGACCAGGUCCUUUGGUGGGCGCUAGUCGCUACUUAUCAAGGCACAUCAAGACUCGACGUAUCUUUCCAACAAAUUCAAUGCACUACGGUAGUUCGACCGUCUUUGCCGACGAAGAGCGUUCUAGUCACAGCCUGCGACAGGGUUAGUGUCUUGACAACUAUCCAUAUAUCGGUGAGGUUUGGUUCUGCAGCCUCACUUGAUUGAUAGCAUAUGGUUAGCUUACUAAAACAUUAUUCAUUAACAUACCUAAUUUAGCCACUCGCCGUAUUAGGAAGGGGGAAAAAUAGCAAACAGAGCUCGAAGCAGGCGCAAGGAAGCGCGUGAAGAUGGCGUUUACAUAUUCUCCCCGCGACACGGUCAUUCGCUGAACUGUUAGGGUAAGGUAGGUGCAAUCACAAAUGGAGGACCACGGAGGGAAUCGCGGGAUAAUUUGCAGUGCAUGGCCAUUAUAGUGGAACCGAUGGGGUUCUAAUCCGUCCGAACAAUCCCAUUAGCAAACCUAUUUGGCCACUCGCAGGAUUAGUAUAAUAAAGAGGACGCAAGCAGGGCUCGAAGCACACGCAGGGAAGCGCUUAUGGACUAUUACCUGAUGUAAACGAGGAUGGCGUAUAAGCACUUCUCCCCCGUGGCACAGUCACUCGUUGUAUUAAAAUGGCAAGGAAGAUGCAAAAACGGGAUAUUUGUAAAGUCAGAGUACUUGCAUCUACUAAGCUUGUUUUCGGAGGCUAACCAUAUGGUAUCAAGCAAGUAGGGCUGCAGAACCAAACCUCGACGAUAUAUAUACAUAUAUGUGUGUUCAUUGAAAUUUCGGUUCUGACCCUAAAAAGUCAUGUCCCGAUGAUUUAACUCCAAGUCUUGCACUGAUUAAUUUCUGAAAUUAUUCACCUGAUUAUUCUCUGGAGUUCAUAUACCAGAAACCGCUAGAGAACGCUGGGGGUCCCACUGAAGAGCCGAACCCCUCGCAACUGUGUCACGCAGCGGCAGAAUAUCGGCGAAACACGUGUCUGGGUUUUUAGCAAGUAUCUAUGUCGGGAGUACGGUAUAAUACAUUUAAUAUAUAUAUAUAUAUAUACAUAUAUAUAUAUGAAGAGAGAAGGCUCGUCGGAACAAUAGAGUUGUACUCGUGAAUUUUCGAGCUGGUGACACCAACCCGUCGUCAGACGAAAUAAAAAGAGGAGAAAGUGAAAUGGUCAGACAAAAUUGGUUGACGUGACAGGGCAGCCACUGACAGACAAGCAACUAAUGUAUGAAAUGCGGGUGGACACAUAAUUAGGCUAGGAUCUGUGGCGGGGGAGGGGGAACUGUUGCGGCUCCCUGUGUUGGAGGGUAGAGGGAUGAUGAUUCAAAGGGACUACGGACAGUGGACUUAAUGAUCGUCGAUCUGACAUGCGGGCAGAGGUCAGUGAGCCAACGUAGAGGUGUUAGGGAUUGCAGAUGCGGUUCACUUUGUCCGGGGUAGGGGAUGACGAAAUUUUGCGAUUAUACGUGACCCAGUGUUGUUUAGCGGCUGUUGUUAGGUCGUGGGCGCAGGUCAGUGAGCCGGACACGCAGACCUUCGUAAUGAGCAUCCAGAUCGACAUGGCGAUUGAUGCUGGUCGUGUUAGAGUGCCAGGCUUCGAGGAAUUCUCGGGCCUGUUUGGUGUUUGCCGUGGCAACAAAUUCAGUUCCUUCCCAAUUGAAGCGAUGAUCGCAUUCAAGGGCGUGCGUAAACACCAGUGACAAAGGGUCACGUCGGCGGAUGGCUAGCUUAUGUUCGUUUAUACGCGCCCCGAGUCGUCGGCCUGUAUGACCAACAUAGUCGCCAGAGCAGUUAGCACACGGAAUGCGGUAGAUGACAUUGGUUUGCUGCUCUUUGGGUAUAGGAUCUAUUACUCGAGAUAGCGUUGCGCGCAGGGAGGACGCUGGCUUGUGGGCAAUAAAGAUGCCAAACCGAUUUAGUUGUCGGGCGACCGCUUCGGAAAUGCCCUGCAUGUAGGGUAGAGAGAAGUAUUUCCGUAGUUCUGGUCCCUCAUUAGAACGAGCGCCUUGUGGUUGUCUCCGAUGUCUGAGACAAUUUUUCACAAAUCUAACCGGGUAUCCGUUGAGCCGGAAUAACCGAUACAGGAAAGCGAGUUCUUUCUUAAGUAGAUCAUCGCUGUUACAGUACCGAUGCGCCCGGUGGAAAAGGGUUCGGACACAGCUCCUUUUGUGAGCCGCCGGAUGGUUGCUCUCGUCGCGUGUGCAUUCCCUGGCCUCACCUGCAAAAACCCCUAUUACCACCGGUCUCGUAUUAGAGGUGACUGGGGUUUAUAUACAUCAGGUGGGGCUAUAUAACCACAUCCGACCAGAAUAUCUUGUCAAAUAAGUGCAGGAAAGUUACCGCAUGGGACAGCGGUGGCUGUGAUGCUGAUGAUGAUGAUGAUGAUGAUGAUGAUGAGGAGGAGGAGGAGGAGGAGGAGGAGGAGGAGAAGGAGGAGGAGGAGGGCGGCGGCAGCGGCGGCGGCGGCAACGACAAUUUCGACAAAGAUUAA